Molecule: messenger RNA, 168 nt
Organism: Cetraspora pellucida
Lineage: Eukaryota; Fungi; Glomeromycota; Glomeromycetes; Diversisporales; Gigasporaceae
Source: the annotation of a GenBank genome assembly
CAAACUACAACUGCCCUGAUUGCUCUGAUCGCUCUAAUCACCCUAACUGUCCUGGCCGCUCUGACUGCCAUGACUGCCAUGACCACUAUCAGUAUUGUUAGCAAGUUGAUGAGCGAAUGUUACCUGGAAAGGCAUCAAGAAGAACAAGAGAACAAUCUCUCUGCAUAA